GUUCCCUAUAUAUACAUAUAUAUAUUAUAAUAUGCUUUUAUUUCUUGAUUAUUUUAUGCAAUGGAUGAAAUGAAAUCGAAACCAACAAAACAAAACCUCUUGCUAAUCAUGGAUUCAUGAACCUUACAUGAAGAACAACCAUCCAUGGCUUUUCACAAGAUUUGGUGGUGCUGGCUUGUUUUACUCUGUGCCCUGAUUCUGCUUCUCCAUGAUGCUCCUUCUGUCAAAGCAGGGGACAUAAUCCACGAUGAUGAUUCAACUCCCAAGAAGUCCGGUUGUGCCAACCAUUUCGUUCUGGUCAAAGUGCAAACUUGGGUGAAUGGUGUGGAGGAUGCUGAGUUUGUUGGUGUUGGUGCCAGAUUUGGCAGGACUAUUGUGUCUAAGGAGAAAAAUGCUAGGCAUACUCGCCUUGUUCUUUCAGAUCCUCGAGAUUGUUGCAGUCCACCAAAGAAUAAGAUUGUGGGAGAUGUCAUCAUGGUGGAUCGAGGCAACUGCACAUUCACAAAAAAGGCAAAUACUGCACAAAAUGCCAAUGCUUCCGCCAUCCUCAUCAUAAACAACCAAAAAGAACUUUACAAGAUGGUUUGCGAUCCUGAUGAAACUGAUUUAAACAUCCACAUACCUGCUAUCAUGCUCCCACAAGAUGCAGGUACAAGGCUGGAAGAAAUGCUGAUGAGUACUUCAUCUGUGUCUGUGCAGCUAUACUCACCACGUCGACCAGCUGUUGAUGUAGCAGAAGUAUUUCUUUGGCUGAUGGCAGUCUUUACCAUCUUGUGUGCAUCAUAUUGGUCAGCAUGGAGGGCUCGGGAAGCUGCUAUUGAACAGGAUAAGCUAUUGAAGGAUGCUUCAGAUGAAAUCCCAAACACAAAAGAUGCGGGUGUUAGUGGAGUUAUAAAUAUGAACGCAAAAGCUGCAGUCCUUUUUGUUGUACUUGCUUCGUGUUUCCUGUUUAUGCUUUACAAAUUGAUGUCAGGGUUGUUCAUUGAGAUUUUGGUUGUUCUCUUCUGUAUUGGCGGGACAGAGGGCUUGCAAACUUGCUUGGUUGCUCUUUUGUCAAGGUGGUUCAAGCAUGCUGGCGAGUCAUACAUUAAAGUACCCUUUUUAGGAGCUGUCUCAUACCUGACUUUGGCUGUUACUCCAUUCUGUAUAGCAUUUGCCAUUCUUUGGGCAGUUAAUCGCGAUAAGUCGUUUGCUUGGAUUGGUCAAGAUAUACUUGGAAUUGCACUGAUAAUGACAGUUCUACAGAUUGUACAUGUGCCAAAUCUCAAGGUUGGUACAGUUCUUCUCAGUUGUGCCUUCAUCUAUGACAUAUUUUGGGUGUUCAUCUCGACGAAGUUUUUCAAGAAAAGUGUGAUGAUUGUGGUAGCCCGAGGUGAUGGAAGUGGAGAAGAUGGUAUUCCAAUGUUACUAAAGUUUCCUCGCAUAUUUGAUCCGUGGGGUGGUUACAGCAUUAUAGGUUUUGGAGACAUCCUUUUACCUGGAAUGUUGGUGGCAUUCUCACUCAGGUAUGAUUGGCUGGCAAAUAAGAACCUUCGAAGUGGAUACUUCUUGUGGGCAAUGUUUGCUUAUGGCUUUGGUCUUCUAAUUACGUAUGUGGCACUCAACUUGAUGGAUGGGCAUGGCCAACCAGCACUACUAUACAUCGUUCCAUUCACUCUUGGAACCUUUAUGGCAUUAGGGAAGAAGCGUGGAGAUCUGAGGCUUUUGUGGACAAGAGGAGAACCAGAAAGACCAUGCCCACAUAUCAGACUCCAACAUAGUGAAGAAUUUACCACUUAAUAAUGAUAUUGUAACUUCAACCUGUUUUGAUAUAUUGUGUAUGUAAUGCAUGGCUAGCAUGGCUGAUCUUCUUGAGUUGGAUCAAAACCAACCUUUCAAAUGCUUAGCACCAUAGUGAUUUGUAAACCACACCCCUUGAAGGAAGCUGGCUAACAUAUUCAAUGUAGAGUUUGUUAAAUAGAAAUCUUUUAUUACCAAA
Messenger RNA from Lotus japonicus, 1978 nucleotides. RefSeq names its product signal peptide peptidase-like 2. The coding region runs from base 145 to 1779 and encodes 544 amino acids. The record is from RefSeq and is a predicted model, not a curated record. Gene Ontology annotation, molecular function: aspartic endopeptidase activity, intramembrane cleaving. NCBI's taxonomy places the organism in Eukaryota, Viridiplantae, Streptophyta, Magnoliopsida, Fabales, Fabaceae. Gene Ontology annotation, cellular component: cytoplasmic side of endoplasmic reticulum membrane; Golgi-associated vesicle membrane; lysosomal membrane. The transcript has 14 exons. Gene Ontology annotation, biological process: membrane protein proteolysis.